Molecule: messenger RNA, 1530 nt
Organism: Laccaria bicolor S238N-H82
Lineage: Eukaryota; Fungi; Basidiomycota; Agaricomycetes; Agaricales; Hydnangiaceae
Exons: 9
Coding region: 1-1530 (509 amino acids)
Source: RefSeq, a predicted model, not a curated record
AUGGCGCGCGCUUUAUUCUCCGAGCCAGGUUAUGCCAAGCUUGAGUCCGACGUCAUCGUCAAGCUUCUUAAUCUUGAGUACAUCUGUGUCACCAUUGACGGUGUGCUGGAAACUGAGUGCGAUGUCCGACUUCGCAAGACUCUGUUCAAUGCUCAGCUCAGGGUUGACGCGGACUCCGUUGACCCUGACUGGGAAGUUUGGAUGCUCGAAGGGCCACGUAAUGGUGGUGAAUACCCUGAAGAUGAAUGUUUUACUGAGGUGUUCCUCGUGACCCUCUCUGUCCCAGACGACCCUCCUGCUGAGGUGGUGAUGGCUGAGGCUGCCCCUACUGAGGUCAUUGAAGAAGACGGUCUUCCGUCUAUCGAGGAUCCCAUGGAGAUUGCCACUGCUGCCCCUCUUGUGGAAGCCGCUGUUGAAGAAGUCAUGCCUGAGUUCAUGGUCAUCAAAGAAGACCAUUUACCUCCUCCUAAACACCACAAGUCCCUCAAUCGGGCUUAUACCCCGAUAUCCCCUGCCAACUCGACUAGGUCUGCGGCACCGUUUCCAGUCUUGUUUUCACCGCCGGCACCUGUUACACUAGUUCCAGCUGCUCGGAUUCUCGCGCCACCACGCCUCAACAUUCCUGAGGUCGUCAUGCACACACGCCGUCCCAAAAGUGAACAUCAGGCCAACACGGAGGCCAUCGUGGAUGACGCCAAGGCUGAGGAGGAGGGUAAAUCAGAGCAUGAUGUUGCUUCAUCGCCCCCACCUGUGGUAAAACCAAAGCGAGGUCAUCCUCGUAAGACUGAAUCUCGGGGUUUUGCUCCUGCAAUCGCAUAUGACAAGAAGAGACUCUUCCCUCCUCACCAACAUUUCACUAAUUUCAGUGAAAUGCCUCUGAUCCCCGAACCAUGCGUGCAAUGCACAAUUGGCAAGAACUCAAAGGAGGCGAAAUGUGUCUUUUUAGGUUGGGGUUUGCCCUGUCUGCCUUGCGAAAAGUCGCAUUUCCCUGCCUGUGAGUACAACCUCGACCCUAUUCCUCAGGGUCAGGUUCGCAACCAGUUGGGUCACCGCGCUACCCGUCUGUCACCCGAUAAAAUUGCCAAUCUCAUUGGAAACGCGGUCCGUGACCAGCAGAUCCUUCACUCGCUCAAGGCCGUUGUCGACACCCUCCGAUAUUGUCGAGACGCCCAAAUGUGUCAGGCUGCCAACGCAGUCUUCGAUCUUGCCGCAAUGGAGGGGGAGGAGGGGUUGAUUGGCACGGUCUUCCGUAAUGUGGAAGAACACGACCAUUACCUCCCUUACUUCAUCUCACUUGUUGGCAAGCUUUCUGAGGACGACGCUCCCCUGGUUGAGGAGGAUACAUUGGCCACCCUUGCCACCUAUAUGCGACAUGCGUGCCCUCGACUUCCACGACCUGGCUUUCCUACCCAGACAUUUCACAUGAAUGAAGACGAUGGUCUGGAAGAACAGGGAGAUGAUGGCGAGGAGGAUGACCAGCUGUACGAUGACGAGGGCCCUGUGCAAGAGGGCUACCCUGGUAGUCCUUAA